This is a messenger RNA of Frankliniella occidentalis (western flower thrips), 2150 nucleotides long. RefSeq lists its product as uncharacterized. Bases 219 to 2057 code for a protein of 612 amino acids. The record is from RefSeq and is a predicted model, not a curated record. The transcript is spliced from 4 exons. Lineage: Eukaryota; Metazoa; Arthropoda; Insecta; Thysanoptera; Thripidae.
AUACCCUAUUCUGCCCUAUUCGCAGGUAGAGCAGAAGACCACAGAAAACAACGAAAACCCCAAACCAAAACAAACUUGUGUGUACCUCCAAAUGAUUCAAAAUUCAAAAAGUGCCAAGGCAUUGUGUCACAUGAACCUUCACUGAAUAUGUGGUUUGAUUAAGUCUCCAGAAAACUGUUUUUUUUACAUGAAUGAUAGUCACUUGAAGUAGCAGAAAAAUGAAGAAGCCUGUCACUCAUCAGACAGCAAGAGUUUUAACUCUGAAGAAGCCUAUCGGAAGACCUCCUGAUGUGUCUCGUGUUGAAUCCAGUGGGACAAGUUCUUCAGACCCGCUGUUGUUUGCAUCUCUGGAAAAAGUACACACUCUCGGCUUAGAACAGUACAUCAAUCAAGAAGAUUCAGCGAGUAUUUCUUUUAUGGACAUGUGCAAAAAGUUAGUUAAUUGGAAUUUCUCUCCAGGAGUACUUAAAGAUAAUAUAUAUGCAAUUAAACAAAUGUUAAAUGCCUCACACUUCUGUACUCUGUCUGUUGAUGUUUUUCCAAUUGAACCUGUUAUUCAGUUUGAUCAUGUGUCAGAGGUGUUUACAGGAUUUGUUGCUCCACUUUCAUCAGAGAUGAAAACAGCCAAUGAAGUUAUAGUAUUCAUGAUUCAGGGUUUUGAAGUUGAAUGGAAAUGUUUAGCAGGAUACAUGUUAGUUAAUAUUGAAGAAGAUGGUUGGGCAAUUUGGCAUAUUUUAAAUCAAAUGGUUGUACUGUUGGCCCAGUAUGACUUCACUGUUGUAAAUGUUGUGUUUGGAGAAGGUUGUGGUUUUGAUCUUCUGGACAAUCAUGCCGAUGAAAGUGCAAUCAUGGGUGAUAGUGCAAUUCAACAUCCUUAUUAUCAGAGGGACAUCCUAUGUUUUUCUAAAAGUGUUGAUGAUCUUGCUAAACUAGUUAGUGAAUGUAUUUUGCAAAGCAAUUUUCUUCUCCCUGAUGAAAUUUUGAAUAAGUAUGAGUUAACAGAAAAGUCAUUGAGGCCUGAGCACCUCCAAGUUUUGUUGAGUACUGAAGGAGGUGAAGGACUGUCAUCACAAUCUAUUGCGACUUGGCUGUUUCAAAGGCACAGGGAUUUUCCAGAAGAAGAUAAAAUGCCAGAACUUAAAACUGAAAUAUUUGUUUUGAGAAUGCUAUGGAUGUGGGUAAAUGCAAUGACUUUUAUUUUGCAUGAUGAUAGCUCAGGAUUUUACUCUGUUGAGACACAUGUUCAAACACUUCGCGAUACAUCAAGCAUUUUUGAAGAAUUAGAGAAGGAUAUUAAUCUAAAAAAUAAUGAGCAGCUCUGGAACAGCGUAAGGAGGACAACAUUGUCUGCUCUCUCUUUUUAUGAGCAUUAUGUGGGAAAAGGCCUUGUUAGUUCAAUUAAGUUUAACAGUUUUAGGUGUCAAUCUUUACAUAAUCUGAAAUACCUGGUACAGUGCAGUGAUCUUCUAUCUGAAAAACCAAUGCCUUGCAAUGUACUUCAGUUCCUUCAUUUGGUUAAUUCUGCUCUGUUUUUCCAUCCUAAUUUUGCAGCAAAUGAUUUUGAAGAGGGAGCAUUUCUUUCUGAUUUUUUAAGGCAUAGAAGAAGCCAUCUGCCAGUUGACAUUGAGGAGUCUGAGGAUUUAUCAGACAUGGAGGGACUUGGUCUUUACUACCUGACUAGUCGAGUUGUAACAAAAUGGGUAAAGCAGGUCAACUGUGAAAAAUGUAAAUCAGCUUUAGUAGCAGACCAAGGUAAUCAAAAUAUUCCAUCUGUAUGGAGGGAAGCAGUGGAGUCCAAAGGAUUCCUUCAUCCAUCUGUCUCUGUAUAUGAUACUUUGCAAUGGGCUGAAAGUCAGUUCGUGCACACUGAUGAGGACAUUUUAAGGUUUCAUAAACCUUGCACACAAUUUGCAUUCAGAAUAUAUGGUGAAAUGGCCUUUGGCAUCAGGAAUGCGUUUCCUUCUUGCCAUGAAGUUCUUCGUAAUAUUCUUAAAGCUUUUAUGGGAACUAGACUGAAAAUGGUAGCUGAAGAUCUGACAAAAAGACUGAACUUAUAAAGGUGCAAUGGAGAAAUAUUUAAAAAUUGUUUACUUUGUAUAUUAUUACACAUGUUUUUUAAUCAUAGGAAUAAACUUAUUGACCUAGAAAUA